Symbiodinium sp. CCMP2592 is the source of this 1248-nucleotide messenger RNA. The record is from the annotation of a GenBank genome assembly. NCBI's taxonomy places the organism in Eukaryota, Dinophyceae, Suessiales, Symbiodiniaceae.
AUGGCACUCCUUUUCGCAACUGCUGUCGUUGUUCUGUUAGUCUCCUGCCACAUCAUCCUGGUCGGAGUGGAAGUCAAAGGCCAUGCCCAAAUACAGGCGACCGUGUUGGAGAAGGUUCCCGCCUUGUUCAUGCCGCUUCGAGAUCCGAGGUUGGAUGAACAAUUGGAGAACCUGUCAAUAUCGCUCAAUCUCUGGGGCGCACGAGCAUUCAUUCAUUCUCAGAUAUGUAUCUUGGCCACGCUCCUUUUCUAUGCUUGCAUAGCUCCAACUCUAUGCUCCUUGUCUCGGGUUCUGCUUUUCGGCCUUCUGUAUGCGCACAGCCUUGAGAUGAUUUUAAAGGGCUCCCGUCUGUCGGCCUGGAGGACUGCCAUGGUGCCAUUGGUGAUAAUAUUUCUUGCCGAUUCCUGGAGCAAGAGCCUGGGUCAUGGCUACGGCUUGUUCGAGACCUUCGUUGCCAAUGGUCAGCGGUGCUUGUGUUCGACAGCUCUCAUCGCACUAGUCGAACAGCUAGCUCGAGCCAUGGUUGUAUCUGAACUCGACGCCCGGGAAGCUUUGGAGGCCUUCAGAAGCAUCGUUCGAUGCUCUAUGGAUGCAGACGUAAUGCUUGACAGCCAGUUUCAGAUGCGAGACCGACCAACGAGAUUGGAGUUGCUUCUUCACCGCCAGGAUGAAAUGACGGGGAUGUCCUUUUUGGAUUUGCAUCCAGACGACACCGCCACCCAUGAGUUCCUCAACCUAGCGGAGAAGAGCGUUGAACAAGCCACCUCUGGCAAGAAGGUCGCCCCAGUGGCUCGCUUGGGCUUGAAACGGGCCUCUGGUGGCUUGGUUCGAGGAGACAUGUACAUGGACCCUCCGAUUUCAUUAACAUCUAGCCGGGAGAUUGUCGACGUCAGCUUAUUCCUGGAUGGGCAGACCGAGUGGUUUGACAUUAAAGAGGAGGCUGUGUGGAGCGCGCUCGGUACGGAUAUUGCGUUCGUCCCACAGGGCCUUGGUCCUUUGCAUGUUCGCAUGCCAGAGAUCCUGCCAGAGGGAAAUGGGGGAACCUUGUCCCUUCUUGCCAGAAGCUCGCAGCUUAGACUGGUCCAGGGGGCGAACAUGAAUCAAGAUGGAUCGGACCUCUCGGUGCAGCCCGUCUAUCUCUGCCUGCAGCUCUACAACUUCGCCCAGCUGGACCAUCGUGGCCGCCCGUUAGAUCUUGGGGGCGUUUCUGAGUUCAGUUCCAUGCAGUCAGAAGCCUCGGAGUACUGA